Cyphomyrmex costatus is the source of this 838-nucleotide messenger RNA. RefSeq names its product GATA zinc finger domain-containing protein 1. Gene Ontology annotation, cellular component: nucleus. The record is from RefSeq and is a predicted model, not a curated record. Gene Ontology annotation, biological process: regulation of DNA-templated transcription; chromatin organization. Gene Ontology annotation, molecular function: zinc ion binding; sequence-specific DNA binding. The transcript is spliced from 3 exons. Lineage: Eukaryota; Metazoa; Arthropoda; Insecta; Hymenoptera; Formicidae. The coding region runs from base 146 to 838 and encodes 230 amino acids.
GCACUGAAACGUGAAGUAAACGCGCAUGUAAACAUGACAGUCGAGAUCAACAGAAAUCAACAGAUAGAACAGACGAGAUAGAACAAUUGCCAGAGGAAAAUUCACUGUUUAUCGACUCUCUGAGGUCGACCUUAGAAAAAAUCCAAUGCCGCUCGGCAGCAAACCGAAAUGCGUCAGGUGCGGGACAUAUGAGACUCCUCUAUGGCACUCGACUGACGCUGGAAAUUUGUGCAACGCUUGUUUAGAGGACGAACGAAAUGCCGAAGCGAGCGCGUCUUCUAAGACGGACGAGGAGGAUAAGAGCGGCUCGCUGAAGCCUAGGAGGAGCACGCGGAUCACAAGAUAUUGCAACACAAAAGUGACAGGGUCGCACAGAAUUGUGCCCAAGGGUAAAGGUCGCAGGAACCUGUUUAAGAAAACGCCAGUCAAGGCACCUACAGCUACUGCAACUCCAGUCACCAGCAACUUUGUAUUUUACAAGGGCACUUAUUUUCAAGUCGGAGAUGUAGUUUCCCUACAAGAUAUAGAUGGUGGUACUUAUUAUGCUCAGAUACGUGGUUUAUUGACAGACCAAUAUUGUGAAAAGAGCGCUGCCAUUACAUGGUUAUUACCUACCACAGCAAGUCCUCCACCAGAAGAAGGUUUCAUUCCUGAGACAUAUUUAAUUGGACCAGAAGAAGAUUUACCUCGUAAAUUAGAGUGCAUGGAAUUUGUAAUGCACGCUCCAUCGGAUUAUUUUAAAUUAAAGAACAGCCCCUAUCCACCUUCUCUCACAGAGAAGGGAGCAGGCUUUAUAUGGACGACUCUUAGAAAUGAAUUGGCCAUAUCUAAAAAGUAA